UCCCUCUCUCUCUCUUCUCCUCCCUCGCUUUUGUUCUUGCCCUAAAUCAGCUGCGAAGUCGUCUUAUCCUCUUCGAUUCCUGAAGAAUCGUGUCGCUCUUCUCCUCCUCCUCGACGAUUAAGAAUCCGAUUUUGAUCGCGGCGGUCGAUCGUCGGCGGCUCCGAUUCGGCGGCGGCGGAGGCGGAAGAUCGGUUGCUCGGCGCAGCUUCGCGUUUUUCCGGCUCGAAUCGCGCUGCCGGGUGAGGUAGGCCCCUAACUUACGCCGGCGUGUUUGGGUUAGGGUUCGGUUCGGUUGGGGGUGUUUCGAAGAUGGACCCGAUGGAUAUAGUGGGGAAAUCGAAGGAGGAUGCGUCGCUCCCCAAAGCAACUAUGACAAAAAUUAUAAAGGAAAUGCUACCGCCCGAUGUUCGUGUUGCACGAGAUGCUCAAGAUCUAUUAAUCGAGUGUUGUGUAGAGUUCAUAAACCUGGUGUCAUCUGAAUCGAAUGAUGUUUGUAAUCGAGAGGAGAAAAGAACGAUUGCUCCUGAGCAUGUACUCAAGGCAUUAGAGGUUCUUGGGUUUGGGGAGUACAUUGAAGAGGUUUAUGCAGCUUAUGAACAACAUAAGCACGAGACGAUGCAGGAUUCUCUUAAAGGUGGUAAAUGGAGUAAUGGAGCCGAGAUGACUGAAGAAGCAUUGCUAGCAGAACAGCAAAGGAUGUUUGCCGAGGCACGUGCCAGGAUGAAUGGUGGGGCAGCCGUCCCCAAACAAGCAGAUGUAGACUCUAAUGUAGAGAGCUAAUUUUAGGACCUUGAUUUCCUUAAACCAUAGGCAAGCAUCUCUAACUCUUUUAUAUGUGCUUCUGAUCUCCUCUUAUUUUGUACAGAGCCAGUUGGGAGGUAGUCUGGCUUUUGUUGAUAUCAUUUACGCUCCGAGCUUGUAUUUUAUGUAUGGAUGUUUACCUAAUGUAAUUAGCGAGAGCUCUUAACAUGCUUAAAUCCUCUGUUUCCGGUCAGUGAUCGCUGUAGUUACUAUUCUAUACGUCCCUGUUCGUGCAAUGAAGUUAUUUUACUCUUCUUAAGAA
Molecule: messenger RNA, 1063 nt
Organism: Eucalyptus grandis
Lineage: Eukaryota; Viridiplantae; Streptophyta; Magnoliopsida; Myrtales; Myrtaceae
Product: protein Dr1 homolog
Exons: 6
Coding region: 310-780 (156 amino acids)
Molecular function (GO): protein heterodimerization activity
Source: RefSeq, a predicted model, not a curated record